Messenger RNA from Setaria italica (foxtail millet), 1719 nucleotides. Its product is annotated as transmembrane protein 53. NCBI's taxonomy places the organism in Eukaryota, Viridiplantae, Streptophyta, Magnoliopsida, Poales, Poaceae. Bases 253 to 1512 code for a protein of 419 amino acids. The transcript has 5 exons. The record is from RefSeq and is a predicted model, not a curated record.
ACUCGCUCCAUGUUAAAAACUUGCAUGUGUUAUGUUUGCAGGAGUAAGGAAGCAGACAGCACUUUGGAGUUGCUGCCAACAACCGGGCUCGGCUGUCAAAUUCUCUUUGGUAGCCAGCCCUUGUCAAACUCCAUCCUAAUUUUACCUCACCGGCCUGGGCGCAAGGUGCAGGCAGAUAAAUAACGUGCACAAGUUUCCUCCUCUGCGUGUCACAAGAAUCUCGUUGCUGCGGAGAAGGCUCCACAACCCAUCAUGGCUUCCUUCUCAGGACCCCUCCACCGCCCCCUCUCCGCCAUGGCAGUCGCCGCCUUUGCUGCCGUCUCCUCCCUCGAGCUUCCCGACAAAUUGUCCCACCACAAGCUUUCUGAUGCAAGCUCAAAUGCGGAUGUGCUUGGGUCAGUCCCGGCCACCAGGGCAGAUGCUCCAGCAGUGCCUUCAGCCUCUACCCUGUCUGGCAUGCAGCUAUUGCCGUGCAAUCUCCAGAAUUUGCAUCCGUUGAAGGCUCCGUUCGCGUCUUUGCCGGUCAUCCAGACCGCGUACCAGUAUGCAAAGAUUGCCAAGACCUCGGAACAAGAUGAAGCAAUUCCUGCAAUUCCUUCCUCGUCGUCCGAUGUGCUGUACCGCUGGCAUCUGCCAGACCCCAGGGCUUGUGCCGACUUCCCCGACAAGUCUCAGACAGUGGUGGUUCUUCUUGGGUGGCUGGGCUCAAGGCAGAAGCACCUCAAGAGAUAUGCCGAAUGGUACACCUCCAGGGGCUUCCAUGCUGUCACUUUCACCCUCCCAAUGUCUGACAUCCUCAGUUAUAACCUUGGAGGGAAGGCUGAGAAGAAUGUAGAGAUGCUAUCUGAGCAUCUUGCUGGCUGGGUCAGGGAGGAGAGUGGGAAGAAGAUUAUUUUCCACACCUUCAGUAAUACUGGUUGGCUUUGCUAUGGCGUAAUUCUGGAGAACCUGCAACAGCAGGAUCCUUCAGCAGUGGAGAAAAUUCAAGCUUGCGUAGUAGACUCUGCACCUGUUGCUGCACCUGAUCCUCAGGUAUGGGCCUCAGGCUUCUCGGCUGCCCUCAUGAAAAAACACAGUGUCACCACAAAAGGACUAGGAUCAAAUGAUUCAAGGUCUGAUGUCCUAGUUGUGGAGUCUAACAUGGAGCCUAAACCGGCAGCAACAGAGGCGGUUCUACUGUCAGCAUUGGAGACAUUUUUUGAUGUCGUUUUGAACUCUCCAAGGAUCAACAGGAGGUUAUCUGAUGUCAUGGAGCUUUUGUCGUCGAAGCAACCAAAGUGCCCUCAGCUGUAUAUAUACAGCUCUGCCGACAGGGUGAUCCCAGCAAACUCAGUGGAGUCAUUCAUCGAGGGGCAACGGAGAGCCGGGCGUGAGGUGAGGGCCUGCGACUUUGUGUCGUCGCCUCAUGUGGACCACUACCGGAGCAAUCCUGGUUUGUACACCUCUCAGCUGAGCGACUUCUUGGAGGAAUGUGUCCUUAGCACUUGUCGUGAAGACAAAUGUCCCUCAUGAUUAUCAUGGUUCUUGGGGGCAUAACACAAAACAUUGGGUUGUUUCUUUUUUAUUAUUCUUUUGGUCCAUGGUCAUGUACCAGGGAUAUACGCCGGUUGGUUAUACAAAGAAUUUCUGACAUGUUUUUAUUGUUCCCUUCGCGGGGCUGACUUAGUCGCACAAUUGUAAAAAUGUUGAGGAGAUAACAAAAAUGAAAAUGAGAGUCAA